Messenger RNA from Eleginops maclovinus (Patagonian blennie), 828 nucleotides. RefSeq names its product ATP synthase membrane subunit c locus 1 (gene atp5mc1). The record is from RefSeq and is a predicted model, not a curated record. Gene Ontology annotation, molecular function: proton transmembrane transporter activity. The transcript has 5 exons. Gene Ontology annotation, biological process: proton motive force-driven ATP synthesis; proton transmembrane transport. NCBI's taxonomy places the organism in Eukaryota, Metazoa, Chordata, Actinopteri, Perciformes, Eleginopidae. The coding region runs from base 125 to 538 and encodes 137 amino acids.
GUAGACGGUGAGCUUAUAAAUGACAAGGUGACAGGCUUUCCUCUCCUACAUUCAUUGACUGCUGCUGUGAGCGAGAGCUGAUUAUACCGGACCCUCCGAAAGCCGUAACCAACCGCUUCCAGCCAUGUACGCCUGCGCCAAGUUCGUCACUUCUCCAGCUGUGCUGCGUGGGGGGUCCAGAAUCCUCGCCCGGCCGGUCUCAGUCUCCCUCUUCAACAGACCUGAAGCCUCAGUGGCGCAGCAGGCCGUUUUGCCCGUCAGCCAGUCUGCAGUCCUGAGCCGCUCCUUCCAGACCAGCGCCGUCUCCCGGGACAUCGACACCGCCGCCAAGUUCAUUGGUGCCGGUGCCGCCACAGUGGGUGUGGCCGGCUCAGGAGCUGGAAUUGGAACAGUGUUCGGCAGCCUCAUCAUUGGCUACGCAAGGAACCCCUCCCUGAAGCAGCAGCUCUUCUCCUACGCCAUCCUGGGAUUCGCCCUGUCUGAGGCUAUGGGUCUCUUCUGUCUGAUGGUGGCGUUCCUUAUCCUCUUCGCCAUGUAAACAUGGAACCACACCCACAGAGCUGCCCCCUUCACCUUCCCCUCCUUCCCUGUCUCCUGUCCUCGCGUCCUUCCAUCCGGAGGGGGGUUUCCAGAACAGGAAAUCUGAAUGAGCUGAUGGGCCAUUCCAAUCUGAAAAAUAUAAAAGAAAACAGACUCAUCUGAAGUUAACACCUGCAACCCUACAUUUUUAUGUUCCUAUGCUUAUUUUUGUUUUUCAACAGUUUUAUGUAAAACCUCACUUCAGUUGAAAUAAUCUGUCCAAAAUAAAUGGUUGGGAUAACUAAAGAA